AUGGGAUCGAAGCGCACUGCUGAAAAUGACAGCGAAGAGCUGCCUAGAAAACUUCGCCGUCAACGAUUUUCUAACUCUGUACGAUCAACAGUUCUUCCUAGUUCAACUUAUGGCCAGCGAUCAGCGUUUGGUGACUCCGAGUGCAUGACAACUGUACCGCCUGAGGAUAGCGACCUAGACUGCGAAGACGAUGCUGAGGCGUUAGCGUACCUUAAGUCUGUGCGAUCUGAUACAUUUGCGAAGUGGUCUGGCCGGCUCCGGGGUACGGAUCCAUUGCCUGCCCAGAUCGCUGGGAUGCAUAAAGACGGCGUUAUCCGCUUGCUGCGCAUUAUCCUCGGUGGCAAGUUCUUACGUAAGAACCACGAGCUCCGGGAACGUACAAGCAGGUGGAUAUGGGCGCUGCUCGCGCGUCUUCCCGAGAGAGGUGAACUCGACUACCAAGAGAUUGGCUGGAUACGCGAGCUGGGUAAGAGAGCAGUCCUGCUCAUGGUUAGCUUGGCUGAGAUGGAAGUCCUGAAGGAACACUACGAUGUCGGUGAUAGUAACGCCGAAAGCCAAGGCGAAGUUGAGGUCGACGAAGGCAUCGAUGAGACGAGCCAAGGUGAAUGCUGUGACUUCGAGGAUAUCGACACCGAUGUCAAUGAUCCAGAGCCUCACUACCGUGGCCCCGGUCAGCCCCUGGGCGGUAGGGUGCCCAAACUUGCACCUUACAACGGCACAAUCAAAAUUGAACCUGAUACGGAUACUAAUUCUCUGAAUGCAAAAGAACCUGUCGGAAUAGAGGUACCAUCUGAAGAAAUAAAAAUGGAGCUAUCAGACGUCGAGAUGGAGAUAGAUUCACAAGAGGAGGAGGACGGGGAAGUAUCCGACGCACCCCAGCAGCAAACAGAACCUACGGCUGACAUAGAGAGGGCCAAGGCCCGAUUGCUCGAACAGCUUAACAGCACUGCGGCCAAGAACGGUGAUUCACAACCGGAAGAGUUACCUGCUACAGCGCUAGAAGAGGAGGCGUUUCUCGCCCUCGCGGCAGAGGAAGAGGAAGCGAAGACAGAGCACUUUCGCAGAGCCAAGGCAAACGAACGCGCUACCCUAAACAUGAUCCUUACUGUAGCUGGUGAGUUCUACGGACAGCGCGACCUUUUGGAGUUCCGGGAUCCGUUUGGAGGGAUUCAGGUUGAGUAG
This is a messenger RNA of Daldinia childiae, 1182 nucleotides long. Its product is annotated as putative aspartyl-trna synthetase protein. The coding region runs from base 1 to 1182 and encodes 393 amino acids. Gene Ontology annotation, biological process: spliceosomal snRNP assembly. Lineage: Eukaryota; Fungi; Ascomycota; Sordariomycetes; Xylariales; Hypoxylaceae. The record is from RefSeq and is a predicted model, not a curated record. The transcript is spliced from 2 exons.